AUACCCUGGUGCUGACAACACAGAACAAAGAAGCUGGAGCCAGUGCAGGUCCAGUUCAGGAGAACAUCAUACAGAAAGUCAUCACAAAAUACAGUAACAGACAUUUAGAGUAGAGUAAGUGUUGUCAUGCUUCUUUUGUGGAAAUGAUGGAAAAGAUAGUUGAAGAGAACAGAAGGAGCCUUAACAGUGAGGAGUUUGAGGAGACUUCACUUGCUUUAGAACAGAAACAGUCUGAGCAAAAAACAGAACCACAGUAUAAAGAAACAACAACAGUGGAAGUUCAUGAUCAAACAGAAGGGCAAGAGCAUGAAGAAACAGAAGAACUUCAAGAAUAUCUUCAAACAGAAAUGGAAGAACAUGAGGAGAUGACAGAACUGUGUGAAUACGAUCAAACAAAACAGCAAGAAUUUGAAAUUGAGCUACAAAAAAAAAAAAAAAAAAAAAAACGCCUUUCUAAUAUCUUAAGUGCAUCUAAACAAAGAUUAAACCUUGUGUUGCUUGGACUGGACAAAGAAGCAAAGACUUCAAUAUCUGAAAUUCUACUUGGUAAAAAGUUCUCAUCAUCUCACCAGAGAGUGAAACCGAAAUCCAGCCCAGUGUGUGUGAGGAAGAAGGGGAAAGUGUGUGGAUGUCUGGUUACUCUGGUGGAGAUGCCGGCUCUCUACAACACCCAGCUCUCAGAGGAAAAAGUGAUGCAGGAGACUCUCCACUGUGUCUCUGUCUGUGAUCCUGGAGUUCAUGCUUUUCUCCUCCUCAUUCCUGAAGGUUGCCUCACUGAUGAAGACAAAGGAGUAAUAGAGAAGAUCCAGAAAGUCUUCGGUUCAGGAAUCAACAAUCACACUAUAGUCCUGAUCAGUCAGCAAUCUCAGAACAAAGAACUGAAUGCCAGUGUUACGAAAGUGAUAAAGGAAUUUGGAGUACAAUACAAAUUUGUUGACAGCAAAACAGAUGCAACACAGCUGGUUACAUUUUUUAAGAGCUUUCACUCAAAGAGUAAAGAUGGCUGCUACACUAUGGCCUCAUAUGCAAAUGCCCAGGUUGAAACACAGCUGCAGUACAAAAGACAAAUUCAAAAUCUACAACAGAAAAUUAAUAAGCUCACACUGACCAACUGGAGUCAAACAGAAGGUUCAUCAAAAGGCCCUGAGGCAUUGCGGAUUGUUCUGCUGGGGAAGACCGGAGUUGGGAAGAGUGCAACAGGAAACACCAUCCUGGGGAAAGAGGACGUGUUUACGGAAGAUAUUGGUGGAUCAGUUACUGUUGUGUGUCAGAAAGAGUCAGCUGACAUAAAUGGGAGGCAGAUCACUGUGGUUGACACUCCAGGACUGUUUGAUACUAAUGUUCCUAAUGUGGAGAUCACUAAAGAGAUCACUAAGUGCAUCUCCAUGGCAGCUCCAGGUCCACAUGUGUUCCUGCUGGUGCUGAGCAUCGGGCAGCGCUUCACCCAAGAGGAGCAAGACACAGUGAAUAUGAUCAAGGAUACUUUUGGUGAGAAAUACAAAAUGUACACUAUAGUGGUCUUCAGUAAAGGAGAUUUGCUAAAAGAAAACACAAUUGAACAGUACAUAGAGAAGCCUGGACCAACCAUGAAGAGAUUUCUGUUUGACUUUGGUAACAGAUAUCAUGUGCUCAACAACAGUAAUAAAAGCAGCUCCACCCAGGUCACUGAUCUACUGGAGAAGAUCAACUCCAUGGUGACAGUGAAUGGAGGGAGCUGCUACACUAAUGACAUGUUCCAGCAGGUAGAGAAAGCUCUACAAGAAGAACAGGAGAGAAUACUGAAGGAGAGAGAGGGGGAGAUAGAAAGAGAGAAAGAAAGACUGAAAGCCAAAUAUGAAGCUGAAAUGGAGAGAAUGAGAAUAGAGGUACAGAAAGAAAAAGAAAAACAAGAAGCAGAAGGGAGAAGAAGAGAGAAAGAAUUUAAAGAAAAAGAACUAGACAUAAAGAGAGAGAUGACCGAAAGGGAAAGGAUACAAAGAGAAGACGUAACGAAAAGAAGAGAAGAAGAUGAGAAAAAGAUGCAACGGUGGAUGGCUGAGAUUCACAGAGAAAAAGAGGAGAACAGUCAACGGUGGGAGAAACAAAGAGAAGAAGAUCAGAGAAGGAGAGAUCAGGAGGAGGAGGAAAGAAGAAAGAAAGAAGAAGAAUGGAGGAAGAAACAGAAAGAGGAGAGAGAGAACUUUGAGAAAGAAAGCGAAGACAUGGAGAAGAAAGUAAGAGAAGAACUAAUGAAUUUACAGCAGGACUAUAAACAGAAGGCAGAAGAGGAGGAGAAAAGACGAAAGGAACUGGAAGAGAAAAUCCAGCAUGCGGAGGAAAGUAAAAAGAAGGAGCUACAAGAGCUGCAGUUAACUCAGCAGAGAGAGUGGAUAAAGAGGAUGGAGGAGGAGGAGAAGAGGAGAGAAAAACAACAGAAGUAUUGGGAGAAAACAAUUGCAUCAAUGGAGGAAGCCUGGACUUUACAGCAGAUUAGAAAGCAAAAACAGUAUGAAUGGGAAAAGCAAAAAGAAAAGGAGGAGAGGGAUUUAAAAGAAAAGGAGAGAAAAGAGAAAGAAGAACAAGAGAGGAAAAGAAUAGAAAAUGAGGCAAAUGAAAAAAUAAGACAGAUGAAGGAACAACUAGAGGCAGAAAGAGAGAAAGACGAGAAAGAAAGAAAUGAAAAAGAAGAACAACUCAGAAAGGAAAUGGAGGAACAGCUACAGAAGCAGCUGAAGUCUUUUAGAAGAGAGAAAGAGGAAGAAGAGAUUAUACGCAAUGAAGCUGAAAAGAGAAACGUUAACUUCAUUGUAGAGACUCACACCAGAGAAAUGGAGAACCUUAAGAGACAAACAGAGCAAACAGCAAGAAAACAGGCAGAGGAGGAGUUUCAUGCCAAACUUGAUGAAAAGGUAAAAGAGGCGAGAGACAAAGGAUUUGUAGAGGGUUGUGCAGAGAUAGAGGCAGCAAGAACAGCACUGGGCAGAAGAGUGGAUCGAUUUGUUCAUCAUGUCUGUCAUACAAAAAAGAAGAAAAAUGCAUGAAAAUCUGAGAUGAAGAGUAAUUUUAGGCUAUAUGUAACACAUAUUUAAUGGUAAAGUGUUCAUUUUUCAACAGGAGCUUUCCUGAAAUACAUAUAAUUUGUUAUAUUAAUAUUUCAUAAAUAGGCAUUCCAUAUUCUUUGCUUUGCAUUCCUGGACAUUACUGACAUACCAAAUGUAGUUUGACCACUAUCAAGAACAUAAUUUUAUAAUGGAUAAAUUAUAAGAUUUAUGUGUCAAUGUUGUGUACUGUUUGACAUUCUUUAACAAAAUAUGUCAAACACUGGAUUCCAUUGAAGACUUAAGAAUUGUUCUUUUGGGCUCUCUUCGUGGGCUGCAGUAUCUGUGUGUUGGCUAUGACUUUGAACUUACAUUCUCUAACACUCAUUUAAAUUUACCCCAAACUCCUCUGCAGGACAGCAAGUGUAUAAAAAUGAAAAUAAAUAAAAGAAACAAUUGAUCAA
Molecule: messenger RNA, 3481 nt
Organism: Pygocentrus nattereri (red-bellied piranha)
Lineage: Eukaryota; Metazoa; Chordata; Actinopteri; Characiformes; Serrasalmidae
Product: calponin homology domain-containing protein DDB_G0272472-like
Exons: 3
Coding region: 144-3020 (958 amino acids)
Molecular function (GO): GTP binding
Source: RefSeq, a predicted model, not a curated record